AUAGUGUUGACAACUCCAACAAUUUGAGUACAUAUAUUAAAAAUAAUAGUUUUUGCAGAAAAGGCUAUCUAAAAAUACAUCAUAAAUCGCUGUGGUAAGCUAAGAGUUAAAUUGGCAGACAUGACGUCAUUGUAUGUGGUGUUCUGGGAAUUCCCUCAACGGGUAUUCCCGGUAAACUGACUAUAAAAAUAUUCGAGAACGAAUUAAUAUUCACUUCUUGUUGUGAUUUGAUGCACUUGAGAAGAUUUGUUUUAAAGCUAAAGAGAAACACGGCUCCCAGAUAUCUUUUACUUUCACAAUGGUCGAAGGAGAGUGGAAAAACGUUAAAAGAAGGGAAAGAUACAUUAGAGAAGAAAUAGAUCCUUUGAAAUUAUUGAGAAUUCUUGAACGAGACACUCUGACGAAGUCAGACUGUGAAAAUAUUCAAACAGCUUGUAAUAAUCACGGUCCGAUUCAUGCAACCGAAAAUGAACUUCUCAGACGAUUGGAAAAGAGGGGUCCUCAGGCAUUCUCGAAAUUCGUGAAGGCUCUUCGCGAAACAGGACAAGAUCACGCUGCUCAACUUUUAGACCCAAAGUGUGAAGUAACUGGUGCAAUCUCAAAUGAAAAGCAAGAUGAGAGAGUCCUUGAAGCAGGAGUGGCUGCAGACAUAAGAGUAAAGAUAUUUCUGUUAAAACCAACUGAGGAACAGGUUAAGGAAUUGGAAACAUUCUGUGACAGAUUUAAAAAAUCUCAUUGUGAUGAGACUGGUGAUCUUCGUCAACAUUUUAAUGGUUUUCUGAGCGAGAAUGUUGAAAAGUUUGUCAAUCUUGUGAAGUCAACGUAUGACAUUAAAAGUCAAUUAAUUUUGAUUUUCCGUUUUUCUGAUGUUGAUGCAGCCAAUACAUUUUGGCAUGAUUUUACCAAUGGAAACUUGAAGUCCAUUAUCAAGGAAAAGCUUCAAAGUUUCCCCUGCCAGAACAACUGUUUCAAAGAUGAGGAUAUACAGUUUGAUAUUGUGGUUGAUGAAGAAGACUUUACAAAAGUUUACAACACUCUUAAGGACCCAAAAGAAUAUGGUGAGAUAUUGGUUGAUGGUAUGGAAAAACAGGAGUUGAAAUUGCGUGAAUACCAGCUUGAGCUUGCAAAACCUGCUCUUGAAGGCAGGAAUUCCAUCAUCUGUGCUCCUACUGGAAGUGGUAAAACAUUUGUUGCAAUGGAGGUGAUCAAGCACAUCACUGCAAAACCGGAUCACAAGUUUGUUGCGUUCAUAGUAAACACAGUAAGCUUGGUUGAGCAACAACAGUCAUACUUGGAACGAUAUCUUCCAUACUCUGUAUCAAUAUCAAGUGCAUGUGGUAGCUAUCAGGACAUUCAUCUUCCAACUAUUUUGAAAGAAAAUAAUGUUGUUGUGAUGACAGCACAGUUGUUAUUGAAUUGUUUGAAGAAGAAGCCUGCAGUUGAUGAAGAAGAUCAUUCUGGAGGAGUCAAAAUAUCUCAGUUUUCUCUUCUUGUGUUUGAUGAAUGUCACCACACAACCAAAGAUCAUCCAUACAAUGAGAUUAUGAGGUGGUACUUGAGACAUAAAUUUGAGGCUGAAUCCCCAAUCCUGCCACAGAUUAUUGGUUUAUCAGCUUCUCUUGGUAUUGGUACUGGCAAUCAUGGAUCAGGUUCUAAGGCUGAAGAACACAUCAUGGGAUUAUUGGCUAAUAUGGAUAUCCAUGAUUUACAAGUAUAUACCGGAGAAUCACAAGACGUCAGUACAAAUAUCACUCCGAUAUCACGUGAUGAAAGCAACGUAUUUCAUAGAACAAUCGAUGAUGUCAUGUGCAAUAUUGAAAAGAUGCUUUCACCAUCUCAAUCUUCAGACAGAUCCACCUACCAGCAUGGUAGUCAGCCCUAUGAAAACUGGGUGGUCAAGUUAUGCAGUGCAGGUUUAGACAGGGAUAAAUUAACCUGCGCUGAACAUCUCAAGUUCUACAAUAAUUCACUGAUGAUGAACAUUGAGUUACGUACCGAAGACGCACUACAAUAUUUGCGUAAAUCUAUCAGCCCAUUAAACCACGAGCAAUCAACAGAGGUCGAGAAAAAACUUGACGAGUUUUUUGUGAACGCAGAGAGAAUCAUCAAAGAAGAUCCCAGUCAUUGUGAACCAAACCCUUUUCUGAAAAAACUCGAGACACGAUUACAAGAAAAGUUUUCAUCUGAUGAUGGUGGGAAAUCAAAAGGAAUUAUAUUCGUGCGAACAAGAGAAUCAGCCACAGCUCUGGUUAAUUGGAUGAAAAAUUCGCAGAUUUUGAAAGAUUUGGUGAAGAAUCCAACUUCAGUUAUUGGAUGUGGUCAGCGGAAUGGAAAAGUUGGAAUGCCUAAAGCCCAACAAGAUAAAGAAAUUAAAAGCUUUCGUGAUGGCGAAUGCAAUGUAAUUGUAGCAACCUCGGUUCUGUUGGAAGGGAUUGAUAUUCCUGAAUGCAAUUUCGCUAUCAACUAUGGCAUGCCGGGUAAUGAAAUUACGUUUAUGCAAGCACGGGGAAGAGUCAGAUCAAACGAUCCUGUUGACUAUCAAUAUGACAUCAUAGUGCCUCGUGACCAGGUCAUGCUCAAACAACGAGACUUGCAAAAAGAAAAAUUGAUGAACGAAACUAUUAAGAAGGUGGAAAAGGAGACAAAGAAGGAAAAUUUCCGGGAGAAGGUUGAAAAACGUCAAAGAGUUUACUACGAAUAUUUGAAAAAUCUUACCAAAGCAUCCAGUAAUGUUAAUUUGGUUCCUGAAGAUGUCAAUUUUCAUUGUGUCAAAUGUGAUAAAUUUGCGUGCAAGGCACGUGACAUUAAAAAGUUCAGCACGGCCUUUAUCGUUCCUAAUUAUGAGAAGAAUCUCCACAAUGCCAUCUUUGAAGAGGACACUCCCAAAAUUAUGUGUGGUGGUCUGAAUCGGAACAGCAAGACAUUUUGCAAGGAUUGCAGGCGGGAUUGGGGUAACCGAGCAAAGAAUGAAUUUGGCGAAUUCCCGUUGAUAAAGAUCGAGUCCUUUCGUGUCAAAAAUUCUUCUAAAUCAGUAGAUCACUGGUGUAAGAAAUGGAAGGACUUUCCUUUCGACCUGGAAACAUUCAAUCCAGAUACAGAUCUGAAUAAUUAGGUAAAUGUAAUUGCCACCAUCCUCCUAUAUGGCUGAGUUCUUACACGCUAGUGGUUUGAUGUUGGUGGCAGUUUUCAACCAAUGAAAUAUACUGGACAAUCACAAGAAUUUCUGAACUCUAAAGAAUGGGCGAAACUAGUUCAUAUGAGUCCUAAAUAUUGUGAAAACAAUAUUGUACCAGGACUCCAAUUAACGAAGGAACAAUUUUAUUAAAUCUUGGAGAAACUGUGAAAGUUUUUCCUCAGUUUUAAUUGAUUUAAUAAACAAAAUCGGGCUUUAAUUAAUAAAAGUUCA
Molecule: messenger RNA, 3406 nt
Organism: Dendronephthya gigantea
Lineage: Eukaryota; Metazoa; Cnidaria; Anthozoa; Malacalcyonacea; Nephtheidae
Product: probable ATP-dependent RNA helicase DDX58
Exons: 9
Coding region: 299-3112 (937 amino acids)
Biological process (GO): regulation of apoptotic process
Cellular component (GO): cytoplasm
Molecular function (GO): ATP binding; hydrolase activity; DNA binding
Source: RefSeq, a predicted model, not a curated record